GUGUGUUUGUGCUUGCGGUUGCUUCCUGUUCUACAGGAUUUCACAGGCACCAUGGCCUUCCUAGGAUUUACAGCGACUGGGUUUGUGGUGUUUCAGGGAAACAAGAGGAUUCACCUGCUCAAAUGGGCUGAUGUCAGCAAGCUGAAGUUUGAGGGGAAAACCUUCUAUGUCAUCGGAAUCCAGAAAGAGGUGUCUCUCACAGGGCGGAUGCACUGUAACACAAUGAAGAAACUGGUUCUGACGUUCCACACAUCCACCCCUGCAGCAUGUAAACACCUUUGGAAGUGUGGAGUAGAGAACCAAGCGUUUUACAAGUGUGCCAAGUCCAGUCAGAUAAAGACUGUCUCCAGCAGUAACAUCUUCUUCAAGGGGAGCAGGUUCAGAUACAGUGGUAGAGUGGCGAAGGAGGUGAUAGAGGCCAGCUCUAAGAUUCAGAGAGAACCUCCGGAGGUGCGCAGGUGCCAGUUCGGUCAGAGCCGAAGCUUCAACUCUCUGAGUCACAAGAACCUGAUCAUGAACAUGGAGCCGCUGGUCCCAGCCCUGCCCUCCACUAACGAGUAUGAGGAGACCAUCACAGCAGAUCACGGUCUGUCUGCUCUGAAGGACUCGGUCCACCUGUCCCCCCUGAAGCCCUCGUCCGCAGAGGCGGAGCUCCAGGGCGUGGAGGGCAGUGGCCCCGCCCCCGGACCCCACGCCGGGGAGGAGGAGCCUCCCCCCCGAGGGGAGGGGCUAACCAAAGAGGGGAGGGGCCACCACGAGGAAGAGGAGGACGAGGAAACGAGCGGAGCGCUGACCAUCUCGGAGCUGGUGUACAGCCCCUGCGCCAGCAUGCUGCCCACGCCCGUGGAUGACGGCCACAGGGGCGUCGACUUCCUCUUCCAGAGCCCCGCCCAUAGCCCCGCCCAGCUGCUGAGGGAGCUUCACGCCGACCCCGAGAUCCAGGCUCAGAUGGCGGCCGAGCGGGAGCGCGACCGCGCCUAUGAGCGAGCGCGGCGGGCCGGCCGCAGCGCGCUGAGCAGCGGGCUCCGCUUCCUCGCCGGGAACGAGCGCGUCAACGCCUGCGUGCUGAGCGCUGCCCGCCUCGUGGCGGUGGUCGCCGCGGUGUUCCUGGUCGCCGUGCCGACGCUGCUGCUCCUGCUGGAGUCGGACCUGGACGUGUCGUUCCUCCAUGAGAUCCGGCAGACGCCCGAGUUCGAGCAGUUCCACUACGAGUACUACUGCCCCCUGAGGCGCUGGGUGCUCUGCAGGAUCAGCAUGGUGAUGGAGAGGCUGGGAGUGGACUGAACACACACACACCGGGAGAGACUGGAGACCUAGGAUGGGGAGAUGGAGAGAUGGAGGUGUGGAGAGAUGGAGGGAGGACAUGAAAAGGAGAAUGGAGGAGAUGGAGUGAUGAGGGGGAUCAACGAUACACACUUUGAAACAAUAGGACCUAACACAAAAGGGAUGGAGUGAUGGAGGACAGACAUGAAGAAUGGAUGGAUGGAUAGGAGACUGUUGGCAGGACAGGAAGAGGGGAAGGGGAGGAUGGAUAGAAAGAUAGAGGAGGAGUGAAGUAAAAGGAAGGUUGCUGUCAUUCUGUAGGACACACCUGGAUUCCGCUCUCUCCUGAUGCUGACACACUGAUGGUUUGAGGUGAUUGAGACCGGACCCUGAUUGGAUAACGACGGACAGAUGAAAUCACCUUGAUUGGCUCUGCUCUUAAGAGUCAAGCUUCUGAUUGGCCUCAGACUCUGUCAGUCAUGAUGAAGUGGGCGGCAGACAAGAACAGCCAGCCAACAGCUUCAGCCCAUAGAUCGACGAAAAGAGCAUUAUUGAUUUACGAUGAGAUGAAAAGUUGUUUUUAAUGUUUUGUAAAUUUUUAUGUGAUGCAAGUAUUUCAGGAUUUUUUCAGUCAGAGGAUCUACUUUACCUUUAAAAAAAAAAACACACAAGAAAACCAGUUUAUUGAUGCUAUGGGGUGAGGGGGGUGAGAUGAAGCUAUUUUUGAAGACUACAGCCAAUUGGGUACCUGGGUUUUACUACAGACAAACAGUAGAGCACAAUCUUUUACACCACAGAUGAACUGUCACAGAUUACCUGAUGUCAUUGGAGGACUGGAACAGGAAGAGCGUAUGUGAUUGGUUGACUUUGUCUGUGGCUAGACAGCUGUCUGUGUUACUGAACUCAUGUUGUCAAAAUUAAGACUGCUUUUGUGUGUCCCCUAAAUCUGUUUAACCGAACAACUGGAUUGGCGCCCGUCCCCCCCCGAUUGGCUGCCUCUUUAUUGUGACGGUCAGCCAGCCAAUGGGGGGUGUCCCCUGGAAAACAUUUCCUGUUCUUAUCUGGCCACAACCAAUGAGAGGAUAAUACAUUUAGCUCACCUCAAAAAAUGUAACAUUUAAAUGUGAUAAGUAGUAUGAUGCCUGCUGAAAAUGGGGCCAGUGAUAAGUCACUGAGGCACGGAGAGGAGUGCCUAAUGUCUGUUUAUCCAAUAGCAACGAGUUCAUGAUCAAAGUAAAUCCCCUACAAUUGAGAAUAGUACAUCCAAAGGCCCCCAAACAAGGGCCAAACUUGAGUCAAACUUACCCCAAAACCGUUCAAGUGUUAGUUAGAUGUGUCUGUGUCUGUGAGGAGAGAGAAGAAUGUUUAUUUGGACUUGAGGUACGGUCUAUAAAUGUGGCUCUUACACUCAGGAAAGGAUAGAAGCUGUCUGAUGAUCCAUAUCUCUGUGUAUGUGCGUGCUCCAAAAAAAACAAAAAAAGUACAAGCUAAAACAAUCCAUCUAGCCAUGUAUCAUACUUCCUGUUACAUAUGCAUACAUUAACCUCAUUGUGAAUAUAUUCCAGAAGUCAUAGGAUACUCGUCAUAAUGUAUAUUGUCUACAGGUUUAUAGCCAUAAAUGUUAUGAAAGCACUCGAAACUCGAAAGUGCUCGACAAGGCUUUGCCUCCAGCAAAGAAAACUAACCAAACGGCAGUUAGUGAACUUACAGUAUAUGCAUAGGCUACUAUAUCAGUCUUUACCUCUGUUCUCAAAGUCGUGGAUUUUGCUAACAGCCUCAAAGCCCUAUGCUGAAAGUUUGCCAUUGAGACUUUCUUAUUGAUUAUCACCACAACGGGCCCUCUCAUUUCAGCCUUUGUGUAACCACAGGUGUUGUCUUGUCAUCAUGUGAAGAUAAUUUAUUAUGUGUUCGUGAGAAACAAAUGACGAGGCUUUACCAUAACGGGUUGUUUAUGAUAUGGUAUCAAAAAUGUGAUCUAUUCAACCUAGGGUAGGGCAGGCGUACGAUUUCAUUCCGUCUCCGGUCACGCUCACCACUCCCCGGUUUGUACGCUACUGUUUUCGGCUGUGUUCUGGGCUGGUCUGCUUUGUAUAUACUGUUUUAUAGAAGAGAAACAUGCGUACAGACGUAUAAUCUCUUUAUCUUAUUUUCCUUGUGGCGCUAUCUCUGUCAAGGCAAGGCUAUUGUGAAGUAGCUUCCAUCGUAGAUGCAUGCUUGACGUUAGUGUUAGGUUGUAGUCAGACUCUACAUGGCUGUCUAUUAGAUUACCAUUGCCCAGAAACGUAAAUAGUUUCGCCAGAUUAAUUUCGAAGGAACACAAACUCGGUGCAUCCAUGGCUCGUAUACCAAUGGCUUUUCAAGUAGAGGGAGAUAUUAGGUAAGUAGACUUGGCCUAGCUGUUUUGCGUUCUUUUGGUGGAACCCUUUCUGACGCCAGACGCUGUAACACGUGACCUCACUGCCAGCCUUUAACAAAAACAGUUGUGACAAAGUUAAAACAACGUUUUUUGUUGUUGUUUGGGGGUAUUUUACGGUUCAGUUUAUUACUUGUUUUGGGUUUUUGGUAACUAUAUCAGUACAACUUGUUUGUUGCCAGGCCAAAUGACAAUACACAUUUUGGGAGAAACGAACGCAUCGAUCCACGCUUUCAAUCUCGCACCAGGUGGCUCACAGCAAACAGCUAACUAAUGAAACGAGCAUGAUAAAAAAAAAGAACAUUUAAAAAAAACUACAGCCGUAUGAAUGACAACGACAAAGGCAUUAAACAUUCUGAAAACGAUGGGUGACAUUCUAAGGCCUAAUGACACUGUAGCAUUUAACCGCGUAGCUUCUUGAUCUAUCAGCCGUUUUAUUUCUUUUGAUUGAUUUUGCUUGGAAAAAGUGGAAAACCAUUGAAGAACCUCUUUUUUAAUCCUCUGAAUGUUUCUUAUUUUGUUUUUUUUUACAAACAGCAUUGAGAAUUUGAGAUACAUUGAGUGAUGUCACUUCUGUUAAAAGACUGUGAUGCAAUCUGAUUAUAACUGUGAUCAAAAAAUAAAACACGUGGGCCUAAUCACAAACUGAUGUCAUACCACCAAAACUUUGAUUGAAGUAUCAAAACAUGCAAUCAAGAUGAACACCGUCAAGAUGGCCAUAUGCAACAUAUUGGGGCUUUAUACAGCAUUAACCACAUACAUAUUUAUAUGGGAAAAUGCCCCAUUCAAAUAAUUUCAAACACAGUUUCCACAUCUUCAUGGGAAAUUCCCAUGAAUGUUUGUUUAUUGAAAUGUCCGUGAAAUGUGUCCAUACGUAUGGUAUAGACUACAAAAAAAACGAAGGUGCAGUUUUUUCCCUAGAUUAUGUCAAUGUUGAAUGGGCAUGUGGCGUGCUUGCACGGAUAGCAUCGUAACUCUCCGGUUGCAGUUUAUUAUCUUUCUCCGUUAGUUGGACUUGUUUUGUCAUUUCACUCUCUUUAAAAAAAAAAUAAACAACUCUGGGAGAAUUUGACGGAUAUAAAAAAAAUAUUCAAGCAAGUUGUCCAGCGUUCAGAACACCUGUGCAACA
Osmerus eperlanus (European smelt) is the source of this 4805-nucleotide messenger RNA. It is a transcript of the gene frmd3, whose product is annotated as FERM domain containing 3. Gene Ontology annotation, cellular component: cytoskeleton. The transcript is spliced from 9 exons. The coding region runs from base 52 to 1284 and encodes 410 amino acids. The record is from RefSeq and is a predicted model, not a curated record. Lineage: Eukaryota; Metazoa; Chordata; Actinopteri; Osmeriformes; Osmeridae.